Molecule: messenger RNA, 1102 nt
Organism: Bubalus bubalis (water buffalo)
Lineage: Eukaryota; Metazoa; Chordata; Mammalia; Artiodactyla; Bovidae
Gene: ISOC2
Product: isochorismatase domain containing 2
Exons: 6
Coding region: 282-1085 (267 amino acids)
Cellular component (GO): cytoplasm
Source: RefSeq, a predicted model, not a curated record
UGCCUAUUGGGCCGAUCGGCUCGGGAGGCGGGACGUGGAGGGCGCGGGGUGGGGCUCCGUGUCCAGAAGGUGAGAAACGUUGACCCGGCCUGCGGACCCUACCGGAGGAGCCGAGCUGCGCGAGUCCGGCGGCAGCGGACGGAAACUCCGUGCCCCUCUUCAGUCUCUCCUCCGCCCCACCCCACCCCACCCGGCCCCAGCCCGCUCCGUCUCGGUGGACGGUCCAUGUAAAGGGACUCCUGCGCGGUGCUCUGUGACUCCGCAGCAUUCACGGCGAGGACAUGGCAGCUGGGAGGCCCGCGUUGGGCCGCGUCCUCCCCGGAUCUUCCAUGCUCUUCCUGUGCGACAUGCAGGAGAAGUUCCGCCACGUCGUGUACUUCCGCCAGAUCGUCUCUGUGGCUGCGCGCAUGCUCAAGGUGGCCCGGCUGCUGAGUGUGCCGACAGUGCUGACUGAGCAGUACCCACAGGGCCUGGGCCCCACGGUGCCCGAGCUGGGCGCCCAGGGCCUCCAGCCACACUCCAAGACCUGCUUCAGCAUGGUGCCGGUGGUGCAGCAGGAGCUGGACGCACGGCCCCAGCUGCGCUCUGUGCUCCUCUGUGGCUUGGAGACACAAGCCUGCAUCUUGCAAACGGCCCUGGACCUCCUGGAUCGUGGGCUGCAGGUCCACGUGGUGGUGGAUGCCUGUACCUCCCGGAGAUCCAGAAGCUCAUCAAGGAGCCCAGCCCCGACAGCGGGCUGCUGGGCCUUUUCCAAGACCAGAACCCCCUCUUCCGCUGACCUCGCCACCCUGCGCUGUGCGGAGACACCCUCUUCUCCUGUCCUCGGGACUCUGGCAGGCGUGCUUUCUCCCCCCGUCGCCGGGUCCCGAGAGUGGUGCAGUCCACCGGGAGAUCCGCCCCCUCGGGAGGGCGGUGGGUGCCGCCUCCCCAUUGGGCCGCAGCUCCCGGAAAUGCAAAUGAAGCUCCCGGAGCUGGGCGAGGGUUGGUCGAGCCGGGCUGGAGGCGGGGCUCGGCCCCGGGCCACUCCAAGGGGCGGCGAGGGGGAGGGCGUCACAGUCUGUGUGGGACCCGCUCACGGAGAAUAAACACUGAUGUGACUGUG